AUGGCGGAAAUAGCACCUUUCGAGCACACGCCCAUGGACGACAUCGCGCCCACAUGCGCCAGAGUCCGCGCCAGCUUCCUCUCCCACAAGACUAAGCCCCUCGAAUACCGCAUCCAGCAGCUGCGCAAGCUCUACUGGGGCUUCAAGGACAAUGAGGAGCUUAUCAAGGAGGCGUGCAAGCGCGAUCUGGGCAAGCCGUCGUUCGAGACAUACCUGACGGAGAUCUCGUGGUGCAUGAACGACUGCAUCUGGAUGGCCAACAACGUUCCGCGCUUUGCCAAGGACGAGAAGGCGACAGAUAUCCCCUGGACCAACAUGCCGCUUCGCCCGCGCAUCAAGAAAGACCCAUUGGGCACUGCGCUGAUCAUUGGAGCCUACAACUUCCCCAUCCAACUCACCCUUGGCCCUCUCAUCGGUGCCAUCGCCGCAGGAUGCACUGCCGUCGUCAAGCCCUCCGAAUCCGCCCCCAAUGCUGCCGUCGCUAUCGAGAAGAUCAUGCGCGACUCGCUCGACCCCGAAUGCUACACGUGCAUCCAGGGUGCCAUCCCCGAGACCACCGCCCUACUUGAUCAGAAGUGGGACAAGAUCUUCUACACUGGCGGAGAGAUGGUCGCCAAGAUCAUCGCGAAGAAGGCAGCCGAGACCCUGACACCCUUGACACUGGAGCUGGGAGGCAGGAACCCUGCUAUCGUCACAAAGCAUGCAGACAUGAAGCUUGCUGCAAGGAGACUAUUAUGGGCAAAGACACUCAACGCCGGUCAGGUUUGUCUCAGUCACAACUGCACUUUCAUCGAUCGUGAGAUGGUACCAGCAUUCAUCGAAGAGAUGAAGAAGCAGCUCAAAGAGUUCUACCCAGACGGUGCUCAAAAGUCGCCCGACUACGGUCGCAUAGUCAACGAGCGCCAGUUUCAGCGUAUGAAGAAGAUGAUCGACGACAGCAACGGCAAGAUCGUCCUCGGGGGCACAAUGGACGAAUCCGACCUCUUCAUCGAACCCACCGUCGUCCAAAUCAACGAUAUGAACGACAGCAUGGUUACUAGCGAAUCCUUCGGUCCCCUCCUUCCCAUCCUCCCUGUCGCCAACCUUGAUGAAGCCAUCAAGAUCGCAAACGAGCUCCACGACACACCACUCGGCACCUACGCCUUCGGCAACAAGGCCGAGCUCGAACAAAUCAUGAAACAAACACGCAGUGGCGGUGCCUCCCUCAACGACGGCUUCUUCCACGGCUCUAUCCCCACCAUGCCCUUCGGCGGUGUCGGAACAAGUGGCCAGGGCGCAUACAGGGGCAAAGCCAGUUUCGACACCUUCACACACCGCAGAAGUGUUACCACAACACCAGCAUGGAUCGAGGGUCUCAUGGACGUCAGAUACCCACCAUACACCCCCGCCAAGCAGAAGAAGUUCAUUGGCAUGAAUGACAUCAAGCCCAACUUCGAUCGCGAGGGCAGGGCUUUUGGAUGGGGUUCAUGGUUUAUGGGACUGCUGGGCGUCAAGAGUUUGGCGGCUAUUGUUGCGGCGGUUGCUAUCAAGCUAUAUCUGCAGCGGAGGUCGAAGUUGUAG
Molecule: messenger RNA, 1560 nt
Organism: Alternaria ventricosa
Lineage: Eukaryota; Fungi; Ascomycota; Dothideomycetes; Pleosporales; Pleosporaceae
Exons: 3
Coding region: 1-1560 (519 amino acids)
Biological process (GO): aldehyde metabolic process
Cellular component (GO): cytoplasm
Molecular function (GO): aldehyde dehydrogenase (NAD+) activity
Source: RefSeq, a predicted model, not a curated record